ACAGACUCUGUUUCAAAUUUGGAUUUAGUGCGCUACCUUGUGGGACUAUGGAUUCUUAUGAUGUAAUCACGAAUCAACCCGUAGUUAUAGAUAUCGGGACGGGUAUAUUGAAAGCAGGUUUUGCUGGGGAUCAAGUCCCGAAAUAUCGAUUCCCAAAUUAUAUUGGUCGUCCAAAACAUGUCAGAGUUAUGGCCGGUGCACUUGAAGGCGAUGAUUUUAUUGGACCUAAAGCAGAAGAACAUCGUGGCCUAUUAAGUAUACGAUAUCCUAUUGAACACGGGAUUAUACGUGAUUGGAAUGAUAUGGAACGUAUAUGGGCUUAUGUAUAUGGGAAAGAUCAACUGAUGGUUAACAGUGAAGAACAUCCAGUCUUAUUAACAGAAGCUCCACACAAUCCUAAAAAGAACAGGGAGAAAAUGGCAGAAAUAUUCUUUGAAACAUUUGGUGUACCUGCGUUGUAUAUUUCUAUGCAAGCAGUAUUAAGCCUAUAUUCUACAGGGCGAACUACAGGAGUUGUAUUGGAUUCAGGAGAUGGUGUAACACACGCUGUACCUAUCUAUGAAGGUUAUGCUCUACCGCAUGCAAUUGAACGUACAGAUUUAGCUGGUCGUGAUGUAACACGUUUCUUACGAUUAUUACUGCGUAAAGAAGGUGCUGAUUUUCAUACAACAUCAGAAUUUGAAAUUGUUCGUCAAAUUAAGGAACGUGCAUGUUUUAUCAGUUUAAAUCCAAGUAAAGUAGAAGCAGUCGAAGCAUUAGCUUCAUAUCCCCUGCCUGAUGGUUCAACACUUGAAAUAGGUCCAUCAAGAUUUCGUGCUCCAGAAUUACUAUUUCGACCAGAUUUAAUGGGACAAGAAUAUCUUGGUAUUCAUCAGGUAUUAGCCUAUGCUAUUCAAAAAUCUGAUAUGGACUUAAGACGUUUACUGUAUGAGAAUAUCGUUCUGUCAGGUGGUUCUACUCUAUUCAAAGGUUUCGGUGAUCGUCUUGUCUUAGAACUGAAACGUUUAGCGCCAAAAGAUGCUCAUUUAAGAAUUUCUGCACCACAAGAACGCUUAUAUUCAACAUGGAUUGGUGGAUCAAUCCUCGCCUCAUUGGAUACAUUCAAACGAAUGUGGAUAUCAAAAAGAGAAUAUGACAGUGAAGGUGCACGUGUUCUACACCGAAAACUUCUUUGAAGCUUUCCCAAUCAUGAUAAUCUCUUGUGUGUUCUUUUCUUCUUCUGUCUGUGUAUUGCUGUGUUGUUUUACUGCCACUACCACCACCAACCCCCAUUCCGUAUGCAGCGGGGUGGAGGGGGAUGUAUUUUGUUUUCAAAGUUAAUCACAUACAUAAUUUAGAGAUCUGUUGUUGGGUGUUGCGUUUCUCUUCAUCAUAUUAAUGUACGUAUGACGAGCCGAGCACACGUCAUACACGUCUGGUUUCCAUUCGUCUCUACUGUCCCCGCCCCCUCCUUCCUUUCUUGAUCUUUCAUAUUAUAAUAUUCGUCUCAGUAACCACAUUAUCUCAAUAUCAUCAUGACGUUUCGACACACAACACAUACAUACCUAUAUAAAUGGUUUUAUUCGGGUUUUUCCCCCAUAAUUUUUAAACAGAAAUCCAUACCAAAAAUAUAUAUUUAUUUAUUUGAAAUCCUCUUCACAUAUAUUAGGGGAUCACACUGAGUGUGUUUCAACGUGUGUAUAAUCUCUGUGAACGCGUGUCCGUCUGCAUAUUGCACCUCACUGUCUCUGUUGCUGUGUCAUGGACGCAGGUUCUCUUGCUCGUUCUCUCUGUCUAUAUCUGUUCCCCUUCAAACAUAUGAAAGACGCCUUUAUCGAUUAUUAAUCUUAUCAAUUCUCUCUUUCUGUGUUUGCGUGUGAAAAUGGACAUUCUCCUCUUAUGGUUUGUUGUAAUGUUUUUUGUGUUCUUAAGAAAGAACAACAACAACAGCGGUCCAUCCUUUGCUGCCGAAAUGAGAAAGUGAACGGUGGUGAUUCGCGAUGUACUACUACUACUACCCUUGACUCUGUCUGUCGGCCUGUCUCUCUUUCCCCUGUGUGUGUGUGUGGAGUGUGUG
Molecule: messenger RNA, 2056 nt
Organism: Trichobilharzia szidati
Lineage: Eukaryota; Metazoa; Platyhelminthes; Trematoda; Strigeidida; Schistosomatidae
Source: the annotation of a GenBank genome assembly